Messenger RNA from Dichomitus squalens LYAD-421 SS1, 933 nucleotides. RefSeq lists its product as uncharacterized. Lineage: Eukaryota; Fungi; Basidiomycota; Agaricomycetes; Polyporales; Polyporaceae. Gene Ontology annotation, cellular component: COP9 signalosome. The record is from RefSeq and is a predicted model, not a curated record. Bases 1 to 933 code for a protein of 310 amino acids. The transcript is spliced from 6 exons.
AUGGAGGUUGGAACGCAAAACAUCGCCAAGCUGGAGCCCUUCCUGCUCAUGUCCAAAGGGGCAAAAGGUGCCGCCGCAGCCAAGCUCAUACAGGACGCCACUACUGCCCCUGGUGUGUUCGUCUUCGCUGAGCUACUUGAGCAGCCCAACAUUCAGGAGUUGUCGGGUCACGAGCAACACAACCGUUUCUACUCGUUACUCCAGCUCUUCUCUUACAAAACAUACCCGGAUUACCUUCAGUACAAGGAUGCUCUUCCACCUCUGAACGAGGCGCAGAUUACAAAACUCAAGCAACUCACGCUCGUCUCACUUGCACAGGACCGUCGGAUCCUUCCCUAUGACCAACUACUGCGCGACCUCGAGAUGCCUACUAUCCGUGACCUAGAGGAUUUGAUCAUUGACGCAAUCUAUCUCGACAUCGUUAAAGGGAAGCUGGAUCAGCGCGAGCAGCAAUUUGAAAUCGAGUACACAAUGGGUCGAGACUUGGAGCCGGGAAAGUUAGAGCAGUUGCUUGUCUCAUUGCAAAAUUGGGCAUCAACAACGUCCGCUAUCCUCGCUACCCUCGAUGACAAGCUGUCCGAGAUAUCCAACCGCACCGCAACGUCGAAGAAGUACAAGGAGGCAUACGAGAAGCAAUACCAAGCAACGCUCAAAGAGGUGGUUGACAAGCAGAAGGAGCAGCGAAAUGCGAACAAGCCGCCUGUGUACACCGGCCGUACGGGUCUUACGGCUGCUGGUCGGGCGGAGCUCGCCAAUCAACGCGCACGCGAGGAGGCGGAGCAACGGGAACGCGAGAAGGCGCAACGGAAGGAGGCGGAGGAGGACAAGGACAGUAUGGACGUCGACGAACCUACAGACAGCAAAGGCAAGGGGCGCAAGCCUUCCGUGUCAGAUUCCUCACAAGGGCAACAGCGCAAGAGAAAUCGUGUUUGA